CGAUAAGACCCCUCGAUUCCUCGAGGAAACCUAACGGUUAUACGCGAUUGCUUUCUUCAACGUGUCCGGUGCGGUUUUGUGAACACAUCGAGGUCGAAGGAUACGAAAAUAAAGUGUAGUGCUCCGGACGAUGCCUAAGAUGCCCGGCCACUGAGGUGGUACUUUCUUUUCGAUAAGAUUUCAGCGCCUGACAGCGCGGCGGGGCGGCCCCAAUGCCGGGCAGGAAGGGCCUCCUCGCCCCACAAAACACUUUCUUAGAUACCAUCGCCACUCGUUUCGAUGGAACCCACAGCAACUUUGUGCUGGGAAAUGCGCAGGUUCCGCCGACCUAUCCGAUCGUUUACUGCUCCGACGGUUUCUGCGAGCUGACAGGAUUCGCGCGAGCGCAAAUUAUGCAGAAGGGUUGCGCUUGCAAGUUUCUACAUGGACAGAAAACGAAAGAAGAGGAGAUAGGGAUGAUCGACAAAAGCCUUGAGAGCAAGACGGAACUGAAGAUGGAGGUCGUGUUUUAUAAGAAGACCGGGGACCCGUUCCAUUGCUUGCUCGACAUUGUUCCGAUCAAAAACGAAAAGGGCGACGUCGUUCUGUUUCUGGCAUCGCACAAGGAGAUCAAGAAGGAUUUUCAGCUCUGUGAGUUGCACGACAGUGAUGCAAAUGGUAGCCUCGAUCCGGAGGCACCGCCGGCUAAUUACGGCAGAAGAAGGAGUCGCGCCGUCCUUUAUCAACUAUCAGGCCAUUACAGGCAGGAUAAUAAGCCCAAAAUUAAGUUGAACAAUAACCUUCUUCAUUCCACUGCGGCGCCUUUACCAGAGUAUAAAACGUCAGGAAUCAAAAAGCCACAAUUCAUCUUAAGCCACUACGGCUGCUUCAAGUCUUGCUGGGACUGGUUAAUACUCCUCGCAACGUUUUAUGUGGCGAUCGUCGUCCCCUUCAAUGCGAGCUUCAUUAAUAUCGAUAGGCCUACGAUGGUCAGUGACGUUGUCGUCGAAGCCCUCUUUAUAAUCGAUAUCGUCCUGAACUUUCGAACGACGUACGUGAGCAAGAAGGGCGAGGUUGUCAGCAAUAGUAAAUGCAUCGCCGUGAACUAUGUAAAAGGCUGGUUUGUUGUCGAUUUAAUCGCAGCUCUGCCGUUUGAUUUUCUUUAUGCCUCCGACGUUUAUAGCGGCGAGGAUUCGGGACAUAGUAAUAUACAUUUAGUAAAGUUAACAAGAUUACUAAGGCUAGCACGACUGCUUCAAAAGAUGGAUAGAUACGCGCAAUAUAGUGGCGUGAUUUUGACAAUGUUAAUGCUCAGUUUUAUCACGUUGGCGCAUUGGAUGGCUUGCGUGUGGUUCGUUAUCGCUGAAAAAGAAAGACUUAAAAACGACAGUGAUUGGGACCUCGGUAAGUCGAUCAUUUUUAUAACAGGUUGGAUUCACACGUUAGCGGACCGAUUAAAGAUUCCCGUGCAGAAUGUGACGCACGCGGAAAGUUACAUCACAGCAUUGUAUUUCACUUGUAGCAGCUUAACGUCAGUAGGAUUCGGCAACGUUUCGGCCAACACGUUCUCCGAAAAGUUAUUCUCCAUUUGCGCGAUGCUUAUUGGCGCUCUGAUGCAUGCUGUGGUGUUCGGUAACGUGACGGCGAUUAUUCAAAGACUUUACUCUAGAAAAUCGCUGUAUCAAACAAAAUUACGGGAUCUCAAGGAUUUUUUCGUGUUGCAUCAGAUCCCCGAAGAACUGAAACAGCGAAUGCAAGACUACUUUCAGACAAUGUGGUCCCUGAACCACGGUAUCGACAUACACGAGACUCUCGAACAGUUUCCCGAGGAACUCAGGGGGGAUGUUUCGAUGCACCUACAUCGCGAGAUUUUGAGUUUACCGAUAUUCGAAGCCGCCUCCCAGGGUUGCCUAAAACUGCUUUCGCUACGCAUUAGAAAUAAUUUCUGCGCGCCCGGCGAGUACCUUAUUCACAAAGGGGACGCGCUUUCGUACAUCUAUUAUUUAUGCAACGGGUCCAUGGAAGUCGUACAGAACGACAUGGUCGUCGCUAUAUUAGGGAAAGGCGACCUGGUGGGCUCCGACAUAAAAGUUCACUUGCAACACAAUAGCAACGGAGGCGGAACAGGUGGAACAGGAGCAACGGACAUUAUAGUAAAAUCGAGCAGCGACGUUAAAGCGUUGACCUAUUGCGACUUGAAGUGCAUACAUAUGCAAGGCCUGGUCGAGGUUCUGCGACUUUACCCCGAGUAUCAGCAUGAAUUCGCGAACGACAUACAACACGACCUCACGUACAAUAUACGAGAAGGUUACGAGGCGGAGCAAGAGUCGGACAUGAACGGGCCGUCUUUGACGCUGCCGUCGAUCAGCGAGGACGACGAAAAUAUGCCCGACGAAGGCGAAACUUCGCCGUUGUCGCCCCCGAACAAAUCGCCCCUGCACACGUCCAGUCCACGUCACGCGAAGUUUAGGGAAGAAUACAGAGAGGGCAGAAGAGCGGCAAGGGGAGUUCUGGUGAGGGGCAGAACGGCUCAAGUGAUCGCGCAAGAAUCCGUGGAAGAACAUAUUCGAGGGUCCGUGGAAAGACUCGAUACGCAAUUCUCGACUCUCCAUCAAGACGUCGCUACGCUUAGUUGCGAGGUCAGAAACGCGAUUCAAGCUCUGCAAAUACUGGCGUGCUCGCCGCAAAGUAAUCCGAAUUUGCCAAUGCCCGUGAAUCGAGGGAGCGGCGUUUUAGCGAGAAGUUCGUCCCAUCCUCCGGACGCUAUAUGCUGGAAUCCACCUCCGAGGGUAUGCGACGCGUCGACGCAAACCGACUGGCCUGUAGACAUAUUCGACUCCUGGGUUCGAGCGAACGCUCAAAGGGUACUGAGGAUUCUCGAAAUAGAUCCUGAUAUUCUUUUAAGGCAACCUCGAUCCCCGACACCGUCUCCGUCUUCGCCGCCACCGCCGCCGUACGAACCCUUGUCGCCUGUCGCGGGCACGCCGCCGAAAUCGCCAUCCCCGUCGCAAGGAAAGGGUCAUUUCAUUGUCGGAAGUCAUGGAGAUCGACACAUUCCUCGUUUAUAUAGACCGACGCAUUCUACGUGGGAUCCCGAGAAUAAACACCGAUACAGUGCCGGUGACGCCGAGAACGCGUCUCUGUAUCAAGCGUUCAGUACCCUGCGUCGAUUGCCAGAAUCGCGAUCGUUAAAAUUUGAUCCAUUCGAUAAUAAAUCGAAACGGAAACAGCAACCUAUGGAAGAGAGAGAUCUAUUAAUGCAAGAUUUUGGACGACAGGCCCAUUUGCAAAUUUUAAAAAUGGAAGAAGAGGGAAAAAUGGCGAUAAAAAGUUUUGAAACUUUUGUUGACGUUACUUUAUCACGGCUUCCAAUGGAAAUACGAAACAUGACCCUUGGUGAGCUACUCAACAUCGACAUCGACGAUCAAAAAGAGAAUUGUAACAACAAUUUGUUGUCAGUUGAUAACUGUUUGUUACCACGGGUUUCGAGAAUAAAAAAAGAGAAGGAAUUCACAAAAAGGAUCACUGCUGCUUCUGAUGAUGGAUAUGUAACUGAAGGAAUAGCCACAACGCAUAUAUCAACAAAUAAAAAGGGUACUAAACUGUCUGCAAACAGAAGAACACGUAGCAGUUCAAGGAAUAGCAAAAUUAAAUUUAGUGAAAUUAAUGAGAAUAUUGUAAAGAAAACUGUAAAGAAAUCUGUUAAGGAAUCUAUGAAAUUUGAUAAAUUUAAAACCCCUGCACCUGUGAAGCCUGGGAAUAAUGAAUAUGGUCUUGUGACUCCAAAAGUCAAACCCAACACACCAUUAAAUGUAUUAAGACGUCCACGAGAAGGAGAAAUGGUUCUUAGCAUGCAAGGUAGUCCCUUAUUAGUUUCUACAGAUAUUCAGCAAAAUGUUGCCAACGUUAAUGUGCCUCUGAGUAAUGGCAAUAUAGUAUCAUUGUUACCUACAUAUGGACUACGUAUGUCACAGAUUCCUGUUACAAAUUUUAACAUGGUGCGUGUUAUUACGGUACAUAAUUUUUUGGGACAAAACAUCACUCAGAUUGAGGAGCCAACUGCAAGUUGCAUAGCAAAUGCAUCUGGCCAUGAAAUGCUUCUCUUAGCACUUUCAACACAUUGUGUUGAAGUAUGGGAAUUGAUGUUGUCAGAUAUUAAAUUACAUACUGUGUUCCCAACAGUUGAUACAAUUAAUCAAAUGGCACAUUGUGCUAAAGGUGAUUAUGUUGUAACAUUAGAAUCAAAAUAUGGUAGAGAUGCGAGCGUCAAUAAUCAGAUUGGAAAAGCAACUAGUAAUUUUGUUAGAAUUUAUGUUAAUUGGGCUAUGGUAAAAGACCAAAAUCAAUCUAUACGUGCUAGAAUAGCAGGACGUGUUACUCCAACUUUAAAUCGACGAUUGAAUAGUUUAGAAAUGAUAGAAUUGCCAUUAAUUGUACAGCCAACAUUAAUUGCAUGCUGUCAAAGUACUGGCAAUCUUCUAGUUGCUUCAGGAAAUAGUGCUAUUCUUCAUGAAUUCAAAGUUGAAACACAACAAGUAUCAAAAAUGAAAUUCAUAGAUUUUGAGGCAAGACCAUGGUCUUUAGGAUUCUCAUUUUCCCCUACACACAUGGAAAUUGUCGAAGAUUUUAUAUCAGUCAUGGAUAAAACAAAUUUAUCUGUUUUCCGACUGACUAAUUCAAUGUAUGAAGAUAUUGAUCAACUUAGUUCUCUAACUUCUACAAAUUCCUCAUCUAUUGAUAAAACAUCUAUAUCUACUGAUUCCUCGCUUGUGGAAAGUAGUAAUCACAUGGGAAAUCAAGAUAGCAACACAGUAUUGCAAGCAACAAAUUCAAAACAUAAAAAUUCUACUCAGAAUCUCCAUUUUGUCACAUCAGACAAUAACGAUACCAGUGGAAUAAACACAAAAUCUAAAAUUAGUAAACAUAAAAACUCCAAAGCAAGCGUAUGGUGCAAAUUAGAAAUGGAAGAAUUUAACAAAAUAAAGUCUAACAAUAACAAAGCGAUCAUAGAUCUAGAUCGCUUAAUGAACAACGAAAGAGAUGAAUUACAGAGAUUAAUUACUCAAGAAGUUAUUGAUGGAAAUUCUCAACCAUUAACUGUCAAUUUUCCAUCGAUAAGUUUAGAAAGAGCAGGACCCGGACAUACUUUAAGUCCUUUUGUAUUAAACCCACCGGACAUAAGAAUCAUAAUUAAAACAAAUUCUCCUGACUUAGGUUGGUCAGAAAAUUAUACAAUAAAAAAUUUAUUAUCUCUUAAAAUAGUAACAGUUAAUAAUAAUCCUAAACUGGAUGGAAAUUCUGAACUAUUCAGUUGCUUGUUACUGAAGCCAUUGUACAUGAGAAAGGAAUGUAACAGUUCUUGUUUAAAGAAGUCAAUUCUCAGAUCAGACAAAUACAGGUACUUACAAGGUGUAAGUUGUUUCCUGUGUACACUACAAGAAGGAUAUCUUUAUCAUUUCUUUGCUACUAGUACAAAUCCCACAGAUGCGACCUGUUUAACUACUUAUCCAUUUACUGCAGCUGUUAAUCAUGUAGCAUUGGAGCACACUGCUUUACACGCAUUAACUGAAGCUGGUCUCGAAUCUUACACAUUACGUUUGUCUCAUCACAUCGCGAGAACGUUGAAUAAUAUAGAUAAUGUUCAAAUAACAUGUCCUAGUGUUUCUGAACCUGUUUGCUUAAUCGGUUUACGACCAUUUCUGGGAAUACAGCAAUUAUUACAUAGCAAAAGCUAUUUAGUUCUUUUAGCUAAAGCUGAGAAUUCAUGGACAUUAUAUUCUUUAAUUUUACCUAAACUGGAGAACUUAUAUUACGACAUAUUAAACGCAGCAAGAAGUCACAAAUCUUCUAGCCCUAGCACUUACAGACAUUUAUUGGGAGAAGCUCAUGCUUUGAUACGUCUAGCGAAAGACACCGCGUGCAAUUGUUCAGACAUCAAUGAAUCCGAUGAUACUGCAAAUGAAAACAGACUGAAAUUGAAGAAUUUAUAUAACCAAUCAUGUGCAUUACUCGCAGAUUAUUAUAUCCGGUCGGAAAACGAAUCCGAUUGGGAUCGUUGUAUACCCUAUUACAAAAUGUCGGGACUGAAAUUUUCAGAAGUAUUAUCUAGAAAAUCAAGCCAAGAUGCACCGGGUCUUGUUACAUUUUUAACAGAUAUACUUCUAAAAUUGAAAAGCGGUUCAGAAGCAGAUGCUUUAUUUCAAGGAUUUAAUGUCGUAGAAAUGAUCUGUAAACUGAAGAAAGGGGACUUAUUGAAAUUGAUUUUCGGUAGCCCCGUGUUACGCGAGUAUACCACCGAGAAAUUGAUACAUCUUUUGUUGUUGUACGAAACUGACGAACUAGUUAAGUUAGCUUUAGCUCUUCUAUAUAUCCAAGCCGAAAAACAAGAACAAGCAGAAAGAAUACUUGAACCAGUCUCUGCGCAGUGUAUUAAAAGAGUAGUUAUUGAACAUUGGGACGUAUUAUUCGACAUGACGGCAAUGAGGAAGAAAAGCCCAAUGAUCCCGACAUUCUCUGAUUUCGCCGGAACAUUGAUGCGUCUAAAGAAUUCUACGUUCGCUGAUAUUUUAAUACGAAUAGUAGAAGAUGACGAAAUUCUAUCUCUUCGUCAAAUCAUCCAAGUGUUCUUGGAGUACUUACCUUCGAGAGUAGGUCGGGAUGGGCAUAACGCGGCAACGGCGUUACAAGUUUUUCUCGAGAAGUAUCUUCACAAUUACUUUAGUACAAAGUUAAUAACAGAUUCGUCUGUUAUAAAUAAAAAUCAAAUAUGCGCGGAUUUUGCUUUGGUUGAGGCGUUCAAACUACUGGUACGAUCGUAUCUAGGCAAAUUGUCUCAAACUAAAGUGUACAAAAUAGAAAAUAAAGAAAAUAUAGACGAAAAUUAUACAAAUUUCAUAUUCUCAAAGUUUAGACCCGAUUAUCUAGAUAAAAUGCCCCCAUACGCGAAAGAUUAUCAGAAGAUAUUAAAUACGAAUAAAUUAAAUGAUUUGGCCAAUAUCGACAAGAUUGGAACUGAAAAACCUAUACCCGCAGAAUUGAUCAAGUUACAAUUGUUACUGUCCUGUGAUUUUAUACCAAACGAAUGUUUGCUCGAAGUGAAGCAAUUUCUUGAGACGCAAGAAAUUGAUGGCAGCUUGUCUUUGAAAACGCUAUGCAUUCAGAAUACGGAAGAAGUAACAAGUAUACUAAUGGAGAACUGUCCGCAAGCUGUUACCCAAUAUGCAAAGGAUAUUUACACUAAAGAAUCUGAAUGGAAAUAUUUAAUUGAAUUAACGCAAAAUAAAAUAUCUAUGUCGACCAAACGACAAGAUUUGCAUUGUUUGUAUACGCAAAUUAAAAAAGAAAUUCUAAAUUAUCUACCGCGUAUACUAUCGUUAGAUAGUUUGCAUUGUGUUCUUCCAAAAGACGACAUCAUAGCAUUCCAAAAAUGCACUGAAAUGUGCACGCAGAUUAUGCACGCGGAACACGUUAAAUCCUUAAUAAUGGAAACUGGACAGGAACUUCUGUCGACUCUGAAAUUAUGAGCAACAGUUCGAACUAAUUAAUUGUAUCGUCAUACGACGAUAGCAUAGGUCCAAUUCAUUUUAUUAAUAAGAGAAAAACGGUAUAGAUAUCUUAAAUGCAACACAAUAAGUUGCGUUAUAUGAAAAUUAUAUAGA
Molecule: messenger RNA, 7637 nt
Organism: Colletes gigas
Lineage: Eukaryota; Metazoa; Arthropoda; Insecta; Hymenoptera; Colletidae
Exons: 20
Coding region: 213-7502 (2429 amino acids)
Biological process (GO): potassium ion transmembrane transport; regulation of membrane potential
Cellular component (GO): membrane
Molecular function (GO): voltage-gated potassium channel activity
Source: RefSeq, a predicted model, not a curated record